UGCAAACCCGAGCUGGAGUCAGAGAAAUCUCCAGCAUUUCAGACAAGUGGAAAAGUUUGGGCUCUCGACUGUACCAAGGGGGAGCGAUGCCGGAUAAUUAUUACAGAUGAGAUACUGUUGGAAAGUUGGAGACUUUUGCCCAGGAACAUCAACCCAAGAAGAUCCAGCGUACCACAGGGGUGGAAGAUGCGAUUAAUACAUACACAGGUGGCGUCAGACAUGCGGGCUCCCAGAGGCCAGUCUGACCACAAGAGAGGAAGAUGUGAGCUUCGGGAGCAAAGUGGGCAAGCUAAAAUGCUUCUUGGAUGCAAACAUCCCAGGGGCAGAUGUCGAUCAGGAAGCGGCAUGGACCGGUUGGAGCAGGCUGUCACCUGGCUCACAGUCCCACUGGAUGAAGAAUCAGCCCUCGAAACACGUCUCUCCAGCACGGCUCCCACGCUGGCCAGAGGAAAAGGGAGAAGGCAAGCAACCGACGCCUCAUUGACUUGUUACUGCCACCAACCCAUUGACCUGCCCACCAAGGCAAAGCCCAUCAAGCCAUUCUUAGCCUUCGAGUUUAUCCCCAUUCUCGGCCCCGAGGACACGGGUCUCAGUAACGGGCAGUGCAAUCCUGCUGCCCAGGAGAAAGCUUCCAGUACAUUACACCGCACCAAGUGGGCGUUCAAUAAAUGCUGUCGUCACUACUACUACGACAGCCCCCACGCCCCCUUUCAUCCCUACAUCUCCCAGCAGGAUUCUCACUGUAGCUCCCUUGAAAAAGAAUCUGGUACAGAGCGAUUUAACAAUCUGAGCGCCAAACGGCAUUUUGCUUAUCGAUACUCCAAGCAGGCGAGUAAAUGA
Molecule: messenger RNA, 840 nt
Organism: Tachyglossus aculeatus (Australian echidna)
Lineage: Eukaryota; Metazoa; Chordata; Mammalia; Monotremata; Tachyglossidae
Exons: 9
Coding region: 187-840 (217 amino acids)
Source: RefSeq, a predicted model, not a curated record